GACCAACUGAUCUAAAAGGACGAUGCUGAAACACGGUAGAGGGCGUGAGGCUUGUGGAACACUAAAACUAAAUUAAAAAUACAACUAGGCCAGCGGUGUGUUUCAACCAGAGAGCUUCUGCGGGUUGCCGAGUCUAAAUAAUCCCCCUGACCCCGGCCGGCUGUGAGACUGACAGACAGGAAGGCUUGGUCGUGGAAGCCGCUCCUUUGCUUGACUCCUUGGAGGAGGCGUCAUCAUGAGGCUCCUGCGCUUUCUGAGGAGCAGCGUGGCCAUUGGGAAGGACAUUGACUUUUAUUCCAGGUUUUCUCCUUCCCCGCUUUCGAUGAAGCAGUUUUUGGAUUUUGGUAAGAGCUGCACAGGCUCAGAAAACGCGUGUGAGAAAACGUCCUUCGCCUUCCUCAGACAGGAGCUGCCCGUGAGGCUGGCCAACAUCAUGAAGGAGAUCAACUUGUUGCCUGACAACCUGCUGGGGACUCCGUCAGUGCGGCUGGUCCAGAGCUGGUACAUGCAAAGCUUCCAGGAUAUCCUCCAGUUCAAGGACAGAAACGCGGACGACGAGAAAGUCACGUACGACUUCACAGACGCCGUGAUACGGAUCAGAAAUCGCCACAACGACGUGAUUCCCACCAUGGCCCAGGGGGUGGUGGAGUACAAGGAGACCUACGGCACCGACCCGGUGGUCAGCCAGAACGUGCAGUACUUUCUGGACCGUUUCUACAUGAGCAGGAUAUCCAUCAGGAUGCUGCUCAACCAGCACACCCUCCUGUUCGGUGGGAAGGUCAAGGUGAAUCCUGCGCACCCCAACCAGAUUGGCAGCAUCGAUCCACACUGUUGCGUCAGCGAGGUUAUCAGAGAUGCUUUUGAGAAUGCGAGAAACCUCUGUGACCGGUACUACAUGAACUCUCCGGAGCUGAUACUGGAGGAAUUCAACGCCAAAGACGAGGGGAAACCCGUCACCGUGGUCUAUGUCCCCUCUCAUCUGUAUCACAUGGUGUUUGAACUGUUCAAGAACGCCAUGCGGGCCACCAUGGAGCUACACGGCGAUGCGAUGGAGUACCCUCCCGUUCAUGCACAGGUUGCUUUGGGAUCUGAGGAUCUCACCGUCAAGGUGAGCGACCGCGGCGGCGGUGUGCCUCUUCGUAAGAUCGACCGAUUGUUCACCUACACGUACUCCACCGCUCCACGGCCUAGUAUCGAUGGCUCCCGAGCCGCUCCUCUGGCUGGAUACGGGUACGGCCUGCCCAUCUCUCGACUCUACGCCCGUUACUUCCAGGGCGACCUGAAGCUCUACUCUCUGGAGGGAUAUGGAACCGACGCGGUGAUCUACAUAAGGGCGCUGUCCACAGAGUCAAUCGAGAGGCUGCCCGUGUACAACAAGUCGGCCUGGAAGCACUACAAGACCAUCCACGAGGCCGACGACUGGUGCGUCCCCAGCAAGGAGCCCAAGGACAUGACCACGUUUCGCAGUUUCUGAAGCCAAAGAGUCGAUGUUUGUGCAGCUGUGUGUUUG
Messenger RNA from Fundulus heteroclitus (mummichog), 1510 nucleotides. Its product is annotated as pyruvate dehydrogenase (acetyl-transferring) kinase isozyme 1, mitochondrial-like. Gene Ontology annotation, molecular function: pyruvate dehydrogenase (acetyl-transferring) kinase activity. The record is from RefSeq and is a predicted model, not a curated record. Gene Ontology annotation, cellular component: mitochondrion. The transcript is spliced from 11 exons. Bases 236 to 1474 code for a protein of 412 amino acids. NCBI's taxonomy places the organism in Eukaryota, Metazoa, Chordata, Actinopteri, Cyprinodontiformes, Fundulidae. Gene Ontology annotation, biological process: protein phosphorylation; regulation of glucose metabolic process.